Messenger RNA from Seminavis robusta, 1194 nucleotides. Lineage: Eukaryota; Bacillariophyta; Bacillariophyceae; Naviculales; Naviculaceae. The record is from the annotation of a GenBank genome assembly.
UUUCGCGGCAAUGACAAAAAUAGAGCACACAUCACACAAAAUCAAGGAGAAAGCGACAACAUCCAAACACUACUAGAUCUAACGCUACAAUACUAGUACGGUACCACCAUGUCCGAUCCCUCUCAACCAGGACAAGCUCCUCCUCCCAACCCAGUUCUGACGGCGUACGAGAAUUUCGUGCGCGAUACUCCCUUGGUGACCCGCUAUGUCCUGACUUGUCUGACGGCCACAUUUGUAUUGGAUAUUUUCAUUGACAGUUUCGGGUGGUCCCUGUCCAAUAUCCCCUACUUUGCCAUUGGUCGACUAGAACUCUACCGCAUCCUUGUGGCUCCACUAGUCUGCAACAAUCUGUUUUCUCUGGUAUUCGCCUACUUUUCCUUUAUCGAUCAUGGCAAACGAUUGGAAUGCUCCAUGGGAUCGGCACAAUUCGCAUGGCUCUUUGCCAGUUUGGGCAUUGGGAUUAAUACCACGCACGUGAUUCUCACCUACAGCCUCCAAUUCCUCACGGGAGAUCAUACAUGGAUCCAUAUCAAGGCCAGUGGCAUAUGGACGGUACUAUUUCCCCUCAUUGCCAUUGAAUGUGUGGCAGCACCACCUCAUUCCAUGCGAAAACUAUUCUUUUGGCAAGUACCGACACUCUACUAUCCACUCAUUCUGUUGGCAUUCUUUACCCUUUUGGGAGGAUAUUCCGUUUCCAAUUUGGUCGCCGUUGCCACGGGAUAUGCCUACGGAUACGGAUACCUCGACAAGACCAAGGUGUCCACGGCACAAACCAAACAAUGGGAAGAAACUACCAUUCUCGCUAAUUUUGCUCGACGAGAUGGAUGGGUUGGAGGGAAUGCGGCCACUGGACAAGCUGCAUGGGUGGAAAUGGCAACGUCUGGUGGUGGAACAACAAUGGCACAACAACAGCAGCCCUUUUUACCGAGCGGGGGUGAUGCAGCAACAUCGGCAACAACAAACACGGCAGAAUCCUUUCCUUCCGGAGGUGGAAGACAGUUGGGAGGACCCACGCGACGAGGAGCGGGAAAUACCGAUGCCAGAGCGGCAAGGCUCAAAGUGCUCGAAGCCAACAAUAGUGGUGGCCCCACGGAGAAUGCAGACGACAAUGUAUAGCGGCAUCUUUUCUAUUUUUAAAAAACAAGGUGAUAGACUCUAUUAUAAAAAUAAAAAACCAAAACUAUUCACAGCUUU